UUCGCUUGGGAUUAAUAAAUCAAUUGUGAAUACGCCAUAAAGUAUGUACCUGAUGCCUAGAAAGUUAACGCAUCAUGUACUUACUUACUUGCGUUCACGUCCAUGACUCGUCCAAAGCCGGCAGACUAGUACCCAGCCUCCAUCUCGAAGCAAAAGCGAAUUGAAGAAGACUACAUGCACGCGCUUAUCAGGAUUCAGGACUGAACCUUCCAAUGAUGAUGACCAUUGGCCGCCAGCCAAAUGGAUAUGCUAGCUUUGUAAAACCCAUUCCAUUGACGCUCGCAGACAAAACUAAAAAGCCGGCCCACAUGAUCAAUCCCAACCCUCCAUUCCAUUCGAUCUUGAAUUCCCAGACAAACAGCUAUUGCGCUACUACCUAGCUAGCAAAGGUCCGAAGACUCAGAACCCACAGAGCCACGUUCAGACGUCUCCAACCCAAAUGGCUCAUUUUGUUGGCAUCCUUGUCGUUCUAUUCGCUGCGCUCUCGUACACUGCGGCCGAACCCACUGCUGACCGCGCCGCGCUGCUCGAUUUCAUCUCGAAGACGUUGCACCCGACCAAGCUCCGAUGGGACAACACGACCUCCACCUGCGAUUGGACUGGCGUAACGUGCGACGCCAACCGCUCCUCCGUCGUCGCCCUUCGCCUCCCCGCCGCUGGCCUCAUCGGUUCCGUUCCUAACGGAACUCUCGCCCGCCUCGCCUCCCUCCGUGUUCUCUCCCUUCACUCCAACCGCCUCUCUGGUCCCCUCCCUUCCGACCUCUCCUCACUCUCCUCCCUCCGCCAUCUCUACCUUCAGGACAACCGCUUCUCCGGCGACUUCCCUCCGUGGAUCCCGGCGCUGACUCGUCUCACCCGGCUCGAUCUAUCCAAGAAUGCUUUUGACGGCGAGAUACCCCUCGGCGUCAACAACCUCACCCGCCUCACCGGGCUUUUUCUCCAACAGAAUAACUUCUCCGGCGAGCUCCCAUCCAUUAACAUUCAGAAACUCGGUUCCUUCAACGUGUCCAAGAAUCAACUUUCUGGAUCGAUCCCGGAGAGCCUGUCCAUGUUCCCUGUGUCUUCAUUCGCCGGGAACCUCGAUCUCUGCGGCAGCCCGCUCCCGCCCUGCAGCAGUCCUGUCCUUCCAUCUCCGACGCCGGCACCGUCCUCCACAUCCCGGAAAUCUUCUGGAAAGCUAUCGACGACGGCGGUCAUUGGGAUCUCCGUGGCAGCGGGGUUGGUGGGACUAUUGCUGCUGUUGGCUGUGUUCUGGUGGUGCUUGAUGCGGCGGAAAAGAGGGAAACGAGUGGAUAGACGGAAACCGUCGACGGCGAGUCUGGCUGCAGGGGGAGGUGUGACUGAGGGAACGGUGUCAUCGUGGUCAUCAUCAAAGGAUACGGGGAGUGGGCUUGGUGAAGCAGCGAAGAACCGAUUGGUGUUUGUAGAGGGAGCAGGGUACAGCUUUGAUCUGGAGGAUUUGCUGAGGGCGUCAGCGGAGGUACUCGGGAAGGGGAGUAUGGGGACGUCGUACAAAGCGGUGCUGGAGGAGGGGACGACGGUGGUCGUUAAGCGGCUCAAGGAUGUGGCCGCCUCUCGGAAGGAGUUUGAAACCCACGCCGACAUACUCGGCCGCGUGGCGGAGCACCACAACGUGCUGCCUGUUCGGGCUUACUAUUAUUCUAAAGAUGAGAAGCUCGUCGUCUACGACUACCUCCCCGCCGGCAGCCUCUCUGCGCUUCUACACGGAAGUAAAGCGCCCGGACGGACACCGAUGGACUGGGGUGGCCGCCUUAAGGUCGCCGUGGCCGGAGCCAGAGGUCUAUCCCACAUCCACAACUCUGCCAAGAUACCUCACGGCAACCUCAAGGCCUCCAACAUCCUCCUCCGCGAUGACCCAUCCUCGGCCGCCAUCUCCGACUUCGGCCUCUACCCGUUCUUCGCUUCUUCCGGAUCACCUCCUUCCCGUCUCGUUGGUUACCGCGCGCCGGAGCUCAUCCAGACCGGGCGACCCACGUUCAAGUCGGACGUGUUCAGCUUCGGCGUUUUGCUCCUUGAACUGCUGACUGGGCGCUCGCCCAACCACACUUCUUUCGUCGUCGAGGAAGGUGUUGAUUUGCCACGUUGGGUGCAGUCCAUUGUGCGGGAGGAGUGGACCGCGGAGGUGUUUGAUGCGGAGCUUGUGCGCGGUUACCCGGGUGUGGAGGAAGACAUGGUGCAGCUCCUCCAGGUUGCCAUGUCCUGCGUUUCCACAAUGCCGGAUUCACGGCCGGACAUGUCCGAAGUUGUGACCAUGAUCGAGGAGAUCCUUAGUCAGUCGGAGUUCGUCGACGGGCUUCGGCGGCACUCGUCGGAUGAGACAUCCAUGGGUUCGCCUUCCCCGGCCCGAGAAGCGAGUCUUUGGGUUGAAGAAUAAUUAAAUAUUCAAAUUGUUGAUUUAUCUUUAUUUAAUUAAUUCAUUAGUAGUAAGUAAUUCCCUCGGCCCCUAGCUCCAAUUUUCUUUUGUUUUUUGGUUAAGUUAUUUAUUUCAACCUCGUCGUACAUAUGUUGUAUUUUUAUUUUAUUAAAAACUUAUGGUACCGAUCGUUGUGAUUAUCGUGCAUAUAUAAACUUAACUGCUGACGUUGAUAAAA
Messenger RNA from Dioscorea cayenensis subsp. rotundata (Guinea yam), 2612 nucleotides. Its product is annotated as probable inactive receptor kinase At2g26730. Gene Ontology annotation, molecular function: protein kinase activity; protein binding; ATP binding. NCBI's taxonomy places the organism in Eukaryota, Viridiplantae, Streptophyta, Magnoliopsida, Dioscoreales, Dioscoreaceae. The transcript is spliced from 2 exons. The coding region runs from base 440 to 2395 and encodes 651 amino acids. Gene Ontology annotation, biological process: protein phosphorylation. The record is from RefSeq and is a predicted model, not a curated record.